AUGUCGGCAAUACUGGAAAAGAUCGCCACGAUCGAGCUCGAAAUGUCUCGAACGCAAAAGAACAAAGCGACGGAGAACCAUCUCGGCUCGUUACGCGCAAAGUUAGCGCAACUCCGUCGGGAACUCAUCGAACCUUCGGGAAAAUCCGGCGGAAAAGGCGAAGGGUUUGACGUCACAAAAACGGGCGAUUGCCGAGUCGGUCUCGUCGGUUUUCCCUCGGUUGGGAAGAGCACGUUGUUGACGAAACUCACGGGCGUGCACUCGGAAGCGGCCGCGUACGAGUUCACGACGUUGACGUGCGUUCCGGGAGUGAUUCAUUAUCGAGGGGCGAGGGUGCAGUUGUUGGACUUACCGGGUAUCAUCGAAGGCGCGAAGGACGGGAAAGGGAGAGGGAGACAAGUGAUUUCGACCGCGAGGACGUGCGAUGUGAUCGUGGUCGUUUUAGAUGCGAUGAAACCGUUAACGCACAGAAGAUUAAUCGAGAAAGAGUUGGACGGGUUUGGGAUUCGAUUGAACAAGAAACCGCCGAAUAUUAGCUACACGGUGAAGGAGAAAGGAGGCGUGAACGUGUUACCGUUUAAGCCGAAAUCGGGCGAGGAUCCGGCGUGGUUGGACGAGAGCACCGCGAAGGCGAUUUUAGAGGAGUACCACGUGAAGAAUUGCGACGUGAAGAUUUAUGAGAAUUGUACGGACGAGGAGUUGAUUGACGUGAUCGAAGGGAAUAGAAUAUACACGCCGUGCGUAUACGCGGUGAAUAAAAUCGAUCAAAUUACCGUGGAAGAGUUGGAAUUAUUGGACGAGGUGCCGCACUACGUGCCGGUAUCGAGUGGGAAGGAAUGGAAUUUGGACGGACUGUUGGAUAAGAUUUGGGAGUAUUUGAACUUGACGAGAAUUUAUACCAAACCGAAAGGGCAGAAUCCGGCGUACGACGCGCCGAUUAUUUUGAAGAAAGGACAGGUGACCGUGGAAGAUUUCUGUAACUCGUUGCACAAAAGCAUGGUGAAGAACUUCAAAGAGGCGAACGUGUGGGGGAUUUCCGCGAAGCAUCGACCGCAGAAAGUCGGGAAAGAACACGUGUUGAGCGACGAAGACGUCGUGCAAAUUGUCAAGAAGAUUUAA
Molecule: messenger RNA, 1119 nt
Organism: Bathycoccus prasinos
Lineage: Eukaryota; Viridiplantae; Chlorophyta; Mamiellophyceae; Mamiellales; Bathycoccaceae
Exons: 1
Coding region: 1-1119 (372 amino acids)
Biological process (GO): cytoplasmic translation
Cellular component (GO): cytoplasm
Molecular function (GO): GTP binding; GTPase activity
Source: RefSeq, a predicted model, not a curated record